Molecule: messenger RNA, 1824 nt
Organism: Juglans microcarpa x Juglans regia
Lineage: Eukaryota; Viridiplantae; Streptophyta; Magnoliopsida; Fagales; Juglandaceae
Product: putative glycosyltransferase 7
Exons: 1
Coding region: 293-1651 (452 amino acids)
Cellular component (GO): endosome; membrane; trans-Golgi network
Molecular function (GO): galactosyltransferase activity
Source: RefSeq, a predicted model, not a curated record
UCCUUAAACCGUAACCUUACACCACACAUUCUGCUGUCACUCUCUCUCACACCUCAAUCUCGGGACGCCAUUUGUGGAAGCUUAUUACUCGUUCCUUCACUCACCUUGCCCGUAGUAAAAAUAAAACCAAGCGUUGAACCCUCUCUCUCCCCUAAAUUCAAGCCAAACGACAACAGAUUGACGCAAAAAAAGAAAAAAAAAAAAAAAUCACAGCCACGACGAUCGUGUCAGAUGCAGAGAGUGACAGCACAAACCCAAAAUUUAAACCUCCUUUCAAAGCUCAAUCCUUUUGAUGGUGUCGCCUGACCACCCACGCCUUCACACCACCUCUCCCAUGGCUAAACCCUCCGUCCCACGCAACAAAUCCUCUUUCUGUCUCAGCGAUAGUCUCCUCUUUAUCGGCGGAGCAUUCUUCGCUCUUUUGCUGGUUUGGAGCCUCUGGUCCUUCCUCACUCCUACCACCGACCCUUCUCCUAACCUUGGGCCCUUAGGCGACUCUCAAUCCAAGUCCGCGAGUGGCGCAGACUGGCUGAAUUGCGGGGAGGACUCGGUCGAGACGACCUUCUACGACGAACCGGAGCUGAGUUAUUCGAUUGGGAAACCGUUGGAGAACUGGGACGAGAAGCGAAAAGAGUGGCUUAAGCAGCACCCGUCGUUUGCCGCCGGAGCACGGGACCGCGUUCUCUUGGUGAGUGGAUCGCAGCCGUCGCCGUGCAAGAACCCUAUCGGAGAUCAUCUGCUGCUGAGGUUCUUCAAGAACAAGGUGGACUACUGCCGGAUCCACGGGUGCGAUGUCUUCUACAACAAUGCGUUGCUGCACCCGAAGAUGGGCUCGUAUUGGGCCAAGCUGCCGGUGGUUCGGGCCGCCAUGGUGGCCCAUCCGGAGGCGGAGUGGAUCUGGUGGGUGGACUCGGACGCAUUGUUCACGGACAUGGAGUUCAAGCUGCCAUUGGAACGGUACAAGGAUCACAACCUCGUCGUGCACGGCUGGGCCCACUUGAUUUACGACGACAAGAGCUGGACGGGGCUGAACGCCGGUGUGUUCCUGAUCAGGAACUGUCAGUGGUCGAUGGACCUCAUGGAGGUGUGGGCGAGCAUGGGUCCGCAGACAUCGGAAUACAAGAAGUGGGGCCAAAUACUGAGAUCGACGUUCAAGGACAAGCUGUUUCCAGAGUCGGACGAUCAGACGGGCCUGAUUUACCUGCUGUACAAAGAGAAAGAGAAAUGGGGGGAGAAGGUAUAUUUGGAGGGAGAAUACUAUUUCGAGGGAUACUGGCACGAGAUAAUAGGGACGAUGGAUAACAUAACGGGGAGGUACAGGGAGAUGGAGAGAGAGGAGGAUACAUUGAGGAGGAGACACGCAGAGGUAGAGAGCGAGCAAUACGGUGCGUAUAGGGCGCGGUGUUAUCUGAAAGAAGCGGGGAACGGGAGAGGGAGCUGGAGAAGGCCGUUCAUAACGCACUUCACGGGAUGUCAGCCAUGCAGCGGGGACCACAAUCAGAUGUACGCUGGCGGGUCAUGCUGGGAUGGGAUGCGCAGGGCUUUGAAUUUCGCCGACAAUCAGGUGCUUCGUAAAUUUGGUUUCAUGCACCGGGAUAGACUGGAUUCCUCCCUCUCGCCGUUGCCCUUUGAUUAUCCAGCGGCUGAUUGAAAUCAAACCGACCAAGUUUUUAUUAGAAUGUGUUGGGGAUGGGAUUAGGAGACUUGAUGAUGAACGUAGAUUAAUUAUCCAAUGGAGAUAUUUACUUUCUGCUACAAAAUAGGAAGAUAUAUUAUAUAUAUAUAUAUAUAUAUAUAUAUAUGUUGCUAGAUAGCUCUUUCAUA